AUGACCAAAAGUCCCCGCGACGGAGCGCUUCUUUGGCGGGGCGUCGUUCGUGGUUUCAUUCCUCUUGUUCUUUGUGAUCGGGCUGACAAGCCCGGUUACGAACACCUGAACCGUCAGCUGAAGAGCCAGGACAAGGGUGCAGGACUUGAAGCAGGUCAGCAGUAUUCUGCUGUUGGAUAUAGUGGGGAACUCCUGAACGUGUGGCAGCAGGUCGGCAAGAUUGCCAAGAGCGACUGGGCUGUCUUGGACCAUUUGAGCCCUUGGGAAUCUUGCCUCUUGUUUGUGCUUGCCAGCGCGAGGAAAGUCCACGCUGGAAAGUUCAAAGUCGCGGGUUUCGACCUUCGUUUCGUGUGCAAGAGGUUCUAUGCCAUCAUUUCCUGUCUCGCCCUGCUCAGGAUUGAUUUCGCCGGCUUGGAGCGAUUGUGCACGACGAAGUCGUCACCGCCAGGGACGUGA
Molecule: messenger RNA, 456 nt
Organism: Aspergillus aculeatus ATCC 16872
Lineage: Eukaryota; Fungi; Ascomycota; Eurotiomycetes; Eurotiales; Aspergillaceae
Exons: 2
Coding region: 1-456 (151 amino acids)
Source: RefSeq, a predicted model, not a curated record